Molecule: messenger RNA, 2083 nt
Organism: Suillus clintonianus
Lineage: Eukaryota; Fungi; Basidiomycota; Agaricomycetes; Boletales; Suillaceae
Exons: 3
Source: RefSeq, a predicted model, not a curated record
AAUGCCUCGGUCAGUACUGCCAUUCACGCACAACGACUCCGAAUCUUUCAUUUGCCAUGACAACCUGGGCAAGGUGAAAAAGCACGGUGCAGGCCAGAGAUAUGUCAGCCCCACCACUGGGAUCUGUCGAAAACUCGUACUGCAAGCCGUCAACCCCUCUAAGACAGCCGAGGUCAAAGAAGUUGCCAUCAGUAAUCACGCCAACGAGACGAGCAAACUCGGCAUAUGGCUGUCAUCCAACUGCCCCAUAAGAGGAUGGAUAAUUUUCGAGUGGAUCCGCAAAUGGUGGUUGUUUAAUUGGCUGCUAUUAUGGCCAAUCAUCUGGUUUCUCGUCCAACUUUACUUCACAUCUGGGGAUGACUCGGACUCUGAGAAGGAUGUGGGUUUACAUAACAAUGGAUACUACAAACCGUAUAUCCGCAGGUUUCGCGGUCAGCUAUGGGCAGCUCGUUCUUCCAUGGAGCAUUCUUCGCGCAUUAGAGAGGAGGAAGAGAAGGAAAUUCGGAUACGCACUCUUUAUCCUCGACGUCUCAUGAUCCGCAACCGGAACGAGUGGGUUCAAUGCGAAGACCGUGAUAUCAUCAUCCGCACCAAAUUCAUCGCCAUCUCCUUCCGCACUCUCGAUGCCUUCACUUGGGGAUCACCGAGUGAGAAAAAAGACAGGGCAGACUUCAUAGACGAGGUUCGUGCAGCGGUGCUCGGACAGAAAUUUGAUGCCUAUUGGCUCGACCUGGAGUGUGUAGGAGAGGCUCAGUCAGAGAAGAAUUUGGAUGUCUACUGCAUGGCAGACGUCUACCGCAGAGCGGAGGUGACUUUGAUCAUGCUCGGGAAAGCUGCCACGUCUGGAGAGGACGAGUGCUGGAAGGGCUGGGGCCAACGGGCAUGGACUUUUCCCGAAGUCCUCCUGAGCUCUCGUCUUUAUUACAAGUUCCGGGAUCGGAAAGAGGUCAAGUCGUUGUCAUUGUUUGAGCUGGCUAACCUGGCCUAUACGCACUCCGACGAUGAACAAGCAAUCGUCAACGCAUACGGUGGGAAGGAUCCGCUUGAGCGGCUGGAGCGCUUGACACUCCUGAAACAAGCUAUAUGGAGGCGCGGUACAUCAGCUCAUCCAAUGGGCCCUCCAUCCUUGGCAAAGUUGGAUAUGAUAGGUGGGGGGUCUAUCGCCAGUGAGGCGUACCCGGCGGAGCGUGUCUAUGCUCUCAUGGGCUUUUUUGAGCACCGCAUUCUUCCGAACCACAUGGAGGACGAGUUGACAGCCCUCGCAAGGUUGUCAAUGGCCAACGAUAACGACCGGAUCAUUGAGCGCAUGAUAUCCAUGCUUCCCUCGACCAUCACCGAGAGAGCGUGCUGGUACGCCGACAAUGAUGUGUACCACGCGAAUCUUUGGGACAUCAUCCCGGAGUUCCAAGUCUCUGGCGUGACGAAGAGCGGAGCUCUCGUUGCGGAUGGCUGUCGGGCGGCAGCCAUCAGAUGGAAGGACUUCCCAGAGGUUGUAUGUGCGACUUCGUACUCGCAGACGAAGCAGAUUGCCAGUUUCAUCCCAUAUAUCGCCUGGCCAGUCAUUUUAAUCGGGCUAGGGAUUGUGACGACCAAAAGCAAAAAGGGAGGUAUCGCAUGCAUCGCCAUUGGAUUGAUUAUCCUCCUGCUUUCCCCUGUACUGUUUUUCUACAGCAAAUCUGGUUCUGUUUUCAUUGCGCAACCGUGGCUCAUCGGGGUCAAAGGAGUGAUCCAUAGAGAUGUUGUAGAGAGUCUUUUGUAUGGGGGCACCAUAAAACGUUUCCCGAGGAUGUUUUUCACACCGAGUGGUUCUCGAUUCUCGGUUCCGGAACGAUACGAGUUACGGGGAGGCUCACCAGCGCAAUACGACGAAGCGAUAAUAGAAGAGAGUGGAUUAUAUCCGGGACACAUGUACACGCUCAUCGACACAUACUCAUCGACGAUGUACUAUUUCCGUGCUGAGAAAGCGCCGACAGGAGGGCUUGGCAGGUUCCUGCUUUGUUCGGAGAACUGUCAGAGCAAUGAGCUGCAUAAGGAGAGCAUCAUUCAGAAGAUGGAGUUGUGUGGUUGGGUCGCGCUUGGAUGA